UUCGACUCUUUCACUGUAGAGCUUCACCACCAGAUGUCCUAUAUAUAUGAACUAGGAGGUCUUGAUCUGUUGUGAACUGCACUUGGCAUGCCCUUUCGGUAUGAUUAUAUACACUGUUCCCAACACUCGGAGCACAGCGAGUGAACGCAGAUGCCUACAGUGACGUCGACACUUGCUUCGCAGUGUACAGCCGCUGCCGGCUCUACAAGACUUUUUUGUCCCAUUCUUACCCUGAGUAUAGGUGGGUGUUCAUCCAGUUUAUCGCUGCUGCUGCUGCUGCUGCUAGGUUUCAUCCCCUUGAUCAUUUAGGGAGCUGCCCUACCUGCCUCCCUUCACCUGUGGCCUUUCCAGGGUACGGUACCUACAGGGUAAAUGCCACCCUACGGUACACUCUUCUAGCUAUAUUCUCUUCUCAUUACUAGCCUUUUAACUCACCUCCUACCCUCCAUGUUGGACGGGACAUCUUCCAGUCUAGCCCACCGGCUGCAAAACGCAAGCCUUAUUGUUCUCAGCCUCGUGUUUCUCCCCCUCGACACAAUCAUCCUCGUUUUAUCUUUUCUUCUCCACCAACCCCUAUUGUUCGGGGACAAAGCCACAAAGUCUCGCUCCGUGGCACACAGCAAGCAUGGCUUCCAUCGACGCACCAUCCUCGUGACGGGCGUGGGCAUGACCAAAGGUCUCGUGCUCGCCAGACUGUUCUAUGAAGCCGGCCACGACGUGAUCGGAGCAGACUUUGAACCCUUUGGAUCCGCAUCGCUGGUUUGUGGUCGAGUAUCGCGAUCGUUGAAGAAAUUCUACCGCCUCCGCAAUCCACACAACACCGCCAACCAGAGGAGCAGCAGUCCAGACCCCGUUCCCGACCCGGGACCAUACAUCCAGAGGCUUCUGGACAUUAUUACGCGGGAAAACGUCGAUUUGUGGGUAAGUUGUUCGGGGGUAUCGUCUGCCCUCGAGGACGGUAUGGCCAAGGAAGUGGUCGAGGCCCGGACGGGAUGUCGAGCAAUUCAGUUUGACGUGCGUACCACGCAGACACUGCAUGAGAAGCACACGUUCAUCGAAUACACGAAGUCAAUGGGACUCACUGUGCCCGAAACCCGUGAGGUCACAUCCCGUGCGGCAGUGGAGGAGAUACUGCGACGAAACAACAACAACAAACGCAAGUAUAUCCUCAAGACAAUCGGUGUAGACGACGCUGUCCGCGGUGACAUGACUUUAUUGCCGAGAUCUUCACCGGAGGAGACGGCACGACAUCUUGCCCGUCUCAACAUUUCGCCCGAGUCGCCGUGGAUCUUGCAGCAGUUCAUCCGCGGCAAGGAAUACUGCACGCAUGCGCUGGUGGUUUGCGGCAAAGUCAUGGCAUUUGUCGCCUGUCCCUCGGCAGACUUGCUCAUGCACUAUGAAGCUCUACCGGCAGAUUCGCCUUUGAGCCAGGCAAUGCUCAAGUUUACGCAAAGAUUUGCUGCUUCUGCUGCUGCGGCCGGUGACACCGAAUUUACUGGCCAUCUCUCGUUUGACUUUAUGGUCGAACAUGGUGAUGGGGACGGUAACCGCAGCACAGAUGAUACCGCCAGAAAAGGAGAAACACCGAAAGAUGAGCCAGGCUCCAUCACUCUAUAUCCCAUCGAAUGUAAUCCCAGAGCCCACACCGCAGUGGCUUUGUUCAAUGGGACACCGGAGCUGGUGGACAAAUACCUCUCUGUGCUGGAAAACACCACCUCAAAAGAAGCACAUGACGAUGUUGAUGACCAUUUCAACCGUACACCGCAAUCGGAAACAAAUGGCCUUGUUCGUCAAGCUGGUAACGAGGUGGGUGAUAAUGAUCAUGUUGUCACCCCCACAAGAACCGACAAAUACUACUGGAUCGGCCACGAUCUCGUCACCUUGCUGAUCCUCCCGACGUUAUCGUUUCUGACAGCACUCGACCAGUCCCUGUCCCUGCACGAUCUAUUUCGGGCUUAUCUAUCGUUCUUCCGUCAUCUUUUCACGUGGCGGGACGGCACUUAUGAAUCGUGGGACCCUCUCCCUUGGUGGUGGCUGUACCAUGUCUAUUGGCCAGCGAGAUUCUGGACGUGUUUGCGCACAGGCACGAAAUGGAGUCGUGUCAAUGUUAGUACCACUAAAGUGUUUCAAUGUUAAGCAUGAGGGUCCAUAAUAUCUGACCGAGCAGAGACCGCUAGGUCUCGUUUUUGGGGGGAAACAGUAAAAGGAAAGUCGUAUGAACCAGCAGGAAUGGGCACUACCGCCUUCCAAUUAACAGAGCGGCUGGUUUACUUCUCGAACUUUUCAUUUGAUGUAUAUUGUAUUGUUUCUGAUUCAAUACCACGGCAUCUGGAUUUUGUAGUUGGCCUGAUAAGGCCAUACAAUGUUGCAGAAGGCCGUAAACCAGACAACCAGCCUCCGUCUGAUCAUUCACCAGCGGCGGCGCAAACGGCAAUGCAAAGCCAGGCUAUGAUUUGCUUCUUUAUACGUAUCCUGUAAACAAGAAGCAAAACUCGUCAGCAACCGAAUUGCAACUCAUAAUGGCGACGCAAACAGAUGUGACCAUCAACGCGAAAACACACAACCCCGAAAACAACAAUUACCGUCGAUUUCGGCAAGUGCGUUCUACCGUCCCCAUAUUUGAGGGCCGGAAUGCACCAAAUGCAAAUCGGGCAGAAAGGGACUUUUUGCUGUUCACUCACCUUUCCUAGCGCCCUGGAAAAAGAACCUGACCACCAAGACCUGCAAGGCAGCCAUACCGACCAUCAUCAACACCUCGAUCAGACUGAAAUUGAAAAUCCGCUGUUCCGUACUCCGGACAGUACUAAAGUUGCGGUUCUCCCGGGUCCGGAAAUACUUUUGCAUCCUGCUGAUCGUGCUCAACUGGCUGCUGAUUUUGUACACCAUGUUUUCGAGCUCUGAGGUUUGUUCGGGCGACGAGCCUGCUUUUUGGGGGAGGAGUGCGGAUGUGGAUUCGUCUUCGACCUGUAGCAAAAUAAGAAAGCGAGGUCAGUAAAUGUAGGUUCUAAGGAGGGUCAAAUUUGGGGAGUGUGGUCUGGCGCACCGCAAUUUCAAAAUCCACCAUCUUGUCCGCAAAUGUCGACAUUUCGUUGUUAAAGCAGAACCGGUA
Molecule: messenger RNA, 3109 nt
Organism: Exophiala dermatitidis NIH/UT8656
Lineage: Eukaryota; Fungi; Ascomycota; Eurotiomycetes; Chaetothyriales; Herpotrichiellaceae
Product: catechol O-methyltransferase
Exons: 2
Coding region: 448-2136 (562 amino acids)
Molecular function (GO): ATP binding; metal ion binding
Source: RefSeq, a predicted model, not a curated record